CGCACGCGCGAGGAGUGGGGAGAAGAAAGAGAGAGAGAGAGAGAGAGAGAGAGAGAGAGAGAGAGAGAGAGUGAAACGAAGAGUUAGCGACCGGAGAAGAGCUGUUCUGGUCUUCCAGCCGCAGUUUUUAAAAACAAAUCUGAGCAAUAUUUUAUUUAUUUAUUUUAAAUGAACUGUGAUGACGUUUUGGCUGAGUUUGUGAUAUUCGAGCUGGGGUUUGAAGUCCUGCGAAGGUCUCAAGAGGUUUCUUGGACUAAACUGUCCCGACCUUUAACCAAGCGCUGCAACUCUGCUGCCAUACUCCUUCCCGCUUCUUUGAGCGGCACCCAAAUGUUUGUUUAUUUGUUUGGGGUGGUUUUUUGGUCAAAAAUCGUCAAGUCGUUGACUCACCUGUGUUUGGAUUGCUACUUUUGAGCAGAAAGACCCCUUAAAACUGCUCGUUUCGCCUUUCUGUUCCUCUCCUUUCCCUCUGGAGCUGAAGGGGCAACAGCGGUUUGGCUGUGGCACGCGGUGUAAAACAAAAAAAAAACAAAAAAAAAGAGGGGGGGAAGAGUCUCGCGACGGGAGGAGCUGUCCGGUGCUGAAAGCACGAGCCUGGACGUUAGGAAGUGUUUGUUGGGAGCUGUCCGCGUGCUGAAGACCAGCGGUUUGUUAGAACGAGACCAUAAUCUUUCUUUUAGAAGCAACGGAUUUAAGCACGGCACGAGGGACGUUUUUAACGGAGCAGCCAUACAGAAACUGACUUAUAUUCUUUUAUUUUCCAGCCUUUAGGACUCCACAGGUCUUCCAGUGGCAAGUUAACGGGAUGAAAACAGAUCGCUUUCUCCAUGAGAUCCAGCUAUUACUUGCAGACAUAGCCUAUAUUUGACAAACCACCGCAAAAAAAAUAAAAAAAUACAUUAAUAUUAUGUGUGGUAAACAUGCAGAAGCACACGAGGAAAGCUCGGCUUCUUUGAUCUUUAAAAGCCAUGUCUCCACUUUUCCAAGGUGUUUGACGGAAGGGAGCAAGCGUAGCUUUAGUGGCUGAAUUAAAGUAAAUAAAUAAAAUUACACGGUUAAAAUAAAAAUCAGCUGAUAGGUUGUGAGUUUAGACUGAAGUUGGAUAGAAAAGCGUGUGUUUGUCGUGCAAGUGUAGGAGCCAUCAUGCCUCGGUCUUUCUUAGUGAAGAAAGUCAAGCUGGACGACUAUUCGGCUGCCGAUCUGGAGAGCUCGUAUGGUCACAGCCGAAGAGAAGAGCUCAGUCUGCGAUUCCAUCAUCAUGACAAAGGCUACGUCAGUGAUUAUCUGAGUCCUAAUCCUUACGACGAUGUGGUUGGAAGCGAUUCAUCAGUCAUCUCUAAAGUACCCUCCCCGAGCCACUCAUCGGUCAUCUAUGGCCGCAUCAACAACACAUAUUCUGGCAUCCAUGGUGAUAUCCAUGGCGAUUCGGACCAGCCAGACAGUCCCCGGUCUGAAGUUUCGUCAUCAGCCGGGGGAUACAUCAACGGCGACACAGCUGUGAGUGAAGGAUACAGCGUGGAUGCGUUUUUCAUCAUGGACGGACGAUCACGAAGGAAAACCACGGGAACCCUGAGGGGAACUGCCCAGAGGCACACCUGCAGUGAGUGUGGUAAAACCUACGCCACAUCCUCCAACCUGAGCCGGCACAAGCAGACGCACAGGAGCAUAGACAGCAAGAUGGCUAAGAAGUGCCCCACAUGUGGGAAAGUGUACGUCUCCAUGCCAGCGAUGGCUAUGCACCUCCUGACCCACGACCUCAAGCACAAGUGCGACGUGUGCGGCAAAGCGUUCAGCCGGCCGUGGCUGCUGCAGGGCCACAUGCGCUCGCACACGGGGGAGAAGCCGUUUGGGUGUGCGCACUGUGGCAAAGCGUUUGCUGACCGGUCUAACCUGCGUGCUCACAUGCAGACACACUCAGCCUUCAAGCACUAUAAGUGCAAACGAUGCAACAAGACGUUUGCACUCAAGAGUUACCUGAACAAGCACUAUGAGUCGGCGUGUUUCAAGGGGGCGUUCUCCCCUCUGAGCUCCCUGGGAGACUGACUGGGGUGGUUUUAAUUUGUUUACAUGCAAUUUUCCUGGCCUCAUUCCCUACUUUUAUUUCUUUCCCCCAAAAAGCAGAAUCUGAGUGUUACAAGGUAGGAGUGUUUUCUCUGCAAGAAUCACGAGGUAUAUGACAAAAAUAGAUUGAAGGCAUCCGUUCCUAUCAAGAACCCUCCAAUCUCUCCUUUGUUUUAUCUUCCCUCAUCUGAGAGUGGAGUGAAAAGUUUUCAAUGCCUAAUUUAGACUGUCACCUGCGUCGAUAAGUUACUUCCCGUUGAGGCUUUUUGAAAUAUCUGUGAAGAUAAAUAAAGCACAGCACAUCUAGCUCAUCAUUUUUGAAGAUACCUAGAUCUAUUUAUGUCCAUAUCUACCCUCAGCAUUCUGUUAUUUUUUUUGUUUUCCCAAUCCACCAGGAAAUGACACUAAAGCACAACUCAUCUCCAAUCUCCAAGCAUGAAUCACAUCAUCGGUUUUCUUCCAGUGAGAUUCAAUGAGCUUUCAAGUUUUAUGCGUUUCUAAAAACAGACCUUCAUAAUCUAAGGAUACAUGUGGUGUCCUGCUUUUACUGAGACCGACCUUGGACUGAGCUUACAAAGAUAAAGCAUCAAAACAAGGAAAGCACACAGCGUUUCUCCUGUGCAAGUAAACAAGAUACUUGUAAUGAUAUUUAUUUAUACAACCGGACACCCGCAGUAUACAGUGUCUGUAUACGUGGCUUCUGACAUUACCACAAUGAACUGUGAAGAAAAGACACACCUGUCACAAUGUGGUAGUACAGGCAGUACACCUGUGUGGUGAGAAAUGACGUAUUUUUAAAACCGUGGACAAAAGAGCUCUUUUCUUUACUUCUAAGUAAUGUUGGGAUAUGCGCUUACUUAACCGCAAACAGUGGACCGUUAUGAGUUCCAGUUCAGGAUCAGAUGGCUAAAAACUCCCACUGAGCCACCAGGGUAUUCCUUAACAGUUUUGCUAUAACCUAAAUCUGAUGUUAUUAUUAUUAUUAUUUUUUAAUUUGUCAGUGUUGGAUGGGGAUGGAGACAUAAAAAAUGUCCUGGAUUUCCUCAAAAGGUCAAACCUUUUUCCAGUGUUGUAUAAUAGUUUAGUUGCAUCAAGAAGCACAGCAUUCAUCUUUGAGGUUUUUAUCUUUUUUUAAAAA
Molecule: messenger RNA, 3199 nt
Organism: Pundamilia nyererei
Lineage: Eukaryota; Metazoa; Chordata; Actinopteri; Cichliformes; Cichlidae
Product: transcriptional repressor scratch 1
Exons: 2
Coding region: 1144-2043 (299 amino acids)
Biological process (GO): regulation of DNA-templated transcription
Molecular function (GO): DNA-binding transcription factor activity, RNA polymerase II-specific; RNA polymerase II cis-regulatory region sequence-specific DNA binding
Source: RefSeq, a predicted model, not a curated record